This is a messenger RNA of Phalacrocorax carbo (great cormorant), 3487 nucleotides long. NCBI's taxonomy places the organism in Eukaryota, Metazoa, Chordata, Aves, Suliformes, Phalacrocoracidae. The record is from RefSeq and is a predicted model, not a curated record.
CCCCAAAGGAAUGAGGUCACGUGAGGCGGGGCGGGGCCUGGCGGCGGCUGGAGGAGGGAAAAAAAUUAAAAAAAAAAAAGGAGGAAAAAAAAUAAAAAAAAAAAAAGGAGGAGGAAGGAGGGAAAAAAAAAAAAGAAAAGAAAAAAAAAAAAGCGAGAGGAAAAAAAGGGCCGCGGCCGCAGCGCCGCGCCGAGCCGAGCCGAGCCGAGCCGCGGGAGCGGAGGGGCGGCCGCGGGGCCGCCGCUGCCGCCGCCACCAGAGGUGUCUCGGCAUGUUGGGACCCACUUGGGACCCCCAGGAAGAUGUGAACACGAGGCAGUGGGAGCUGGGCCAUUCCCAGGGCAGGGGGCUGCGUGGGGAGGGAGGAUCUGCCGCAGCGCUGCUCCAAAAUGCACAGGACCACCAGGAUAAAGAUCACCGAGCUCAACCCCCACCUGAUGUGUGCCUUGUGCGGCGGCUACUUCAUAGACGCCACCACCAUCGUGGAGUGUCUGCACUCCUUCUGCAAAACCUGCAUCGUUCGCUACCUGGAGACGAACAAAUACUGCCCCAUGUGUGAUGUCCAAGUGCACAAAACCAGACCCCUCCUCAGCAUCAGGUCAGACAAAACCCUACAGGACAUAGUGUACAAACUGGUCCCGGGGCUUUUCAAAGAUGAGAUGAAGAGGCGGCGCGACUUCUACGCCGCAUACCCCAUGGCAGAGGUUCCCAACGGGUCCAACGAAGAUCGCGGGGAAGUCUCCGAGCAGGACAAGGGGAACCUGACGGAUGACGAGAUCGUCAGCCUGUCCAUAGAGUUUUAUGAGGGGUCCAGAGAAGAGAAGAAAGGGGCUGUUGAGAACGGGGACCUGGAGAAGGAGAAGAAGAACGGGGUGCGGUUCCUGCGCUGUCCCGCCGCGAUGACCGUCAUGCACCUGGCCAAGUUCCUCCGCAACAAGAUGGACGUUCCCAGCAAGUACAAGGUGGAAGUCCUCUACGAAGAUGAGCCCCUGAAGGAGUAUUACACCCUGAUGGACAUCGCCUACAUCUAUCCCUGGAGGAGGAACGGGCCCCUGCCGCUGAAAUACCGCGUCCAACCCGCCUGCAAGCGGCUCAAGCUGUCCCAGCCGGCCACCUCCGAGUGCAUCAACACCAGCGGCGCCUCCGAGUGCGAGUCGGUCAGCGACAAAGCCCACAGCCCCGCCACGCUGCCCGCCACCUCCUCCUCCCUGCCCAGCCCCGGCACCCCGUCCCACGGCUCGCCCAGCUCCACCGCCGGCAGCGGCCCCGCCGGCACCGGCCCCGCGCUCAACGGCACCUCGAACUGCCACCCGCUGCCGCCCGCCACCAGCCGGUGCCGCAAAACGACUGUCAAUGGCAGCACGGCCUCCGCCUUGACCUAAGCAAGGCCGAAACAGGGACUCCUGGCUGGGUUUUAUAUAUCUAUAUAUAUUAUAUAUAUACAUAUAUAAAUAUAUAUGUGUACAUAGGGAGAAAAAAAAAAUUAUACAUACUUAUUUUCUAUUGAUUGACCAGAUUAAUUUAAAACGCAAAUAAGACACAUAAAUGUGGUUGAAUAUUUUUAAAUGAUUUGGGGUUUUGUUUGUUUGUUUCUUCGUUUAUUUUAACUUAUGUAAGCUGCAUGCCGGAGCUGGGAGCCACGCAGGUGCUGCUGCCUUCCUUGCUCCUUUUCUCUUAACACUCUUCCCUCUCCUCCCCAUCCCUCUCCCCUCGCGCCUGCUCAGAGCGAGACGGGGGCGUGAGCGGGGACUCCCGGCUGCACAGGUAAGGGCCAAGCACAGAAGCCAAAAAAAUGCCCCCCUCCAGCCCUGCCGUGCCCUGGGGUUUGGUUUUGUUUUGGUUUUUUUUGCCUUUUUUAUGUUUUAUUUGGGGUUCUUUUGGCACCAGGUUUGGUAACGUGGUGCCUGUGGCCCGCGGGGACCAGCGGCCCGUUUGUUGGCAUCGAGCAUCGCUCGCUGGCGUUGCCCCCCCCCCCCCCCCCCAGCUUUCCCUUGCCGUGCACGGUUCUGUUUCUAUUUUUGCUUUCCCUCUGCGGUCUCUGGACGGUGUUUCAGGCUCUGACCUAGCGAAGCCUCACACAGACGCUUCCCUUUGUGCACAGUAAGUAGGUUCUUUUUAUCCCCCCCACACACACACUUAAAAAACCCCGUGCUUGCAACUCAGCGCGAAGGACCAGCCGUACGGGGCGUAGGAGCACAAGCCCCGCUGAACACUGGUUUUUCCUUCCUAAGGGAGCUGCCGCCUCCCCGGGGCAGACGGGCAGUGCUGGCUGCCGACGGCUCCGGACACCGCCAGUUUUUGGCUGGGGGGCAUCUAAACCAUUGGGGUCCGCUUCGGCAGCGCUGGGUGAGCCCGCGUGGGACCCAGGGGCUUCAAAUGCCGCCGUCCUGCCCGAGCGCGUGGUGGGUGCAGCUCCCGGUCGGGGGGGUGCGGGUCCCCCCUCACCCCGCCGCCGGCUCCCCGCUCGCCUCCAUGGCUUCAAUGUCACGUUUCAGAGCAUUUAUUUUUGUCGUUUUUUCCUCCCCCCCACCCCGCCCUGUCCUUCCCGCCCUCUCCUCCCGCCCCCACAUUGGGUUUUUAAAAAAAUAAAAUAAAAAAAUAAGACUACAGUGCCUUUAGCCAGGAGGCUUCGGUGAGGGGCGAGCGUGGGAAGGUGCUGCCGUGUUUCGGGCUGGAGCAGAGCGGCACCGGCCGCCCGCGCGCGCUGGGGAAGGGACCAACUCUCUACAUUGACAAAAGAAAAAAGCACACGAGCCCCGGGGAGCGCCAACCCCGGGGGUUUCUCUCCAUCCCUUUCUGGGGAGGGGGACAAAUGACAAAAAAAAUAAAAAAGCAAGUGCCUGCAGCACCCGGACGGCACCCGACGGUCAGGCUGCGGCUGCGGCCGCCCGCGACGGCACGGUGAGAACCAAAGGAAAGCGGCACGGGAAUUGUAGGAACAGCCCGACUCCAAAGGUCAGGAAACUUGGGAUGUUGUUAUUGUAAUUUUUAUAUAUUUUUUUUUUUUUUAAAUUAUUCGUUUGAAGUACCGCACCCCCACCACGCACUCGACAGCCGCACCUUCGCUACAGCACAGCCCCAGGCUCCGCUGCCCUCCGGGCGCCGGGGAUGGGGCCUGGGAAGGGUCCCUGCGGGGCCCCGUUUGGUUCCCCCUUCCCCAUCCCCAGGCUGGGGCUGGACGAGGGGCUCGAAGUGUGUCGGGGGGCUCCAUUUGUCUCGACUUUAACACCCCUUUUCUCCUUGUAAAUAGGCCACGAUGGACUGAGGGAGGCAGCUGAAGUGCCUCGGUCUGGGGUUUGUGUGGGGCUCUUGGGGGGUUGUUUUGUUUUGUUUUUCCUAUAUGGUACAAACCAAAUUGCUCUGUAUGUUUGCAUCCUGUACGACGUUUUAAUGUCUUGUAAUAUAUUCUGAUAUUCAUAUAUCGUUAUUGGUUAAACAUUUGUAUAACUAUACAGCUUUGUAAAUGUAAUAAAUGCUGCAGACUGUC